AAUGGAAGAAGUCGAAGAACAAGAGAAAUUACUUUUCAAUGCCUGCAGUUGGAUUCACCAAAGUCAGGUUGUAUUUAUAGGAGCUGGUGCAGGUAUAAGUGCGGAUAGUGGACUAGACCUUUUCAGAACUCCCAAAGAUUUUUGGAAUUUUUAUCCACAGUUAAAACCUUGGAAUUAUUAUGUGCCAGAAAUGAGUAACUAUAAUUUAUUUACGAAGAAUCCUUCGCUGUGCUGGGGAUAUUAUGCACAUCGAUAUACAAUGUAUAGUUCAACUGAGCCUCACAGUGGUUUCAAUUAUUUAAGAGAAAUUUGUCUUUUAAAAAAUAAUAACUUUUUCAUUUAUACAACAAAUAUAGAUGGUCAUUUUUUUAAAGCAGGAUUUGAUGAAAACAAAAUAUAUGAACCGAACGGUAACAUUGGCUUCUUGCAAUAUCUGAAUAAAAAAGACGGAGAUGAUGUCUGGCCUUUUGAUCAUUUAAAUAUUCCGAAGUACGAGUUAUCUACUCUACUUGCUUGUGAGCCAUAUCCCGUUGGAUUAAAUAUGAUGCCAGCACGUCCAAAUAUUGUUCUUUAUGAGGAAAACAACUUUUCGUUGAAGAGAGUCUCUCAACAAAAAAAUAAAUUUGAAGAAUACAUUGAUUUGGUAAAACAGGAUGAUAAAAUAACUAUAUUGGAAAUUGGAGCGUCAGGAUCUUUAAAUGGUCAUACGAAACCUGUAAGAUUAAUCACAGAGCAAUUGGUAAAAACGUUUAAGAAUCGAGUUAAAAUUGUCCGAAUAAACUUGGACGAGUAUGAGGUUCCAAACGGUCACUUUGGUAUUUCAAUGAAUGCUCAAGAGGCUUUAAAAGAAAUAUAUUACACCUUAAUAAGAUAUCAAAUGAACAAUUAA
Messenger RNA from Dimorphilus gyrociliatus, 889 nucleotides. NCBI's taxonomy places the organism in Eukaryota, Metazoa, Annelida, Polychaeta, Dinophilidae. The record is from the annotation of a GenBank genome assembly.